AUGGUUGGAGGAUGGCAGUACUCUGCAAGAGUCUCGGAGUUCCUGCCGAGGGAACCGCUCUGGCGUGAACGGGACCCCCUCGCCGUUGGACGCUACUAUCAUGCAGCCGCAGUGGUGCAGGAAGCCGAGGGCGUAGGACGGGCACUGCUAGGUGUUUUCGGUGGAUUGGUAAAGGAGGGGUCGUACCUCUCCUCAUGUGAAGUCUACGAUGUCAGGCAGGACAGGUAA
Molecule: messenger RNA, 228 nt
Organism: Dibothriocephalus latus
Lineage: Eukaryota; Metazoa; Platyhelminthes; Cestoda; Diphyllobothriidea; Diphyllobothriidae
Source: the annotation of a GenBank genome assembly